GCAUCCAGGUGUAUCCUAACACUGCUUUCUUUCUUUAGCACUACUUGACCAUGUUAGGAGGAGCUUUGGCGAUUCCUUACAUUCUGAGUGGUCCAAUGUGUUUUGCGAACAACACGCUUGCCAUCAGUGAAGUACUGAGCACCAUUUUCUUCGUUUCUGGUCUUGUAACCUUGAUGCAGAGCACUUUUGGAGUCAGGCUUCCUAUCGUUCAAGGAGGAGAUUAUGGUUACCUGGCUCCAACAUUUGCCAUUAUGGCUCUUCCACAGUGGAAAUGCCCGAUACCUGAAGAAAAUAGUAAUUCAACUGAAAGUUCACUUAUCAACAAUGACGACAUAUGGAAAACUCGCAUGAGAGAGAUUCAAGGCGCCAUGUUGUUGUCGUCGCUGUUUCAAGUUGUGCUCGGUUUCACUGGUCUCGUUGGUGUCCUUCUUCGCUUCAUUGGACCGCUGGCCAUAGCGCCUACAAUCACUCUUGUGGGCGUGGCGCUCUUCCGAACAGGAGCGGAAAAGGCGGGUAAGUUGACCGUAGAAUAUGAUAAUUGUUGUUCCACUUUAGCCUCAUAUCUUUCCAAUUUAUUUUUUCACUCUCUAGGUCUCCACUGGGGAAUUUCGAUGGUGACUAUCGUCUUAAUAUCUUUGUUUUCACAAUACCUGACAAAGAUAAAGAUCCCAGUGCCUCGAUAUAGCGAAGAGCGAGGACGUGUUUAUGUCGGUCGCUUUCCAUUGUUCAGGUUAUUUCCGGUGAUUCUAGCAAUCGUAGUAUCAUGGAUUAUUUGUGCCAUAAUCACUGCAGCGGGAGGUUUUCCUUCAGAUCCCAGCAUUCCUCAGUAUGCGGCGAGAACUGACGCCAGGGCUGCUGUGUUGAAAGAAGCCAAAUGGUUCAGACUUCCGUACCCAGGUCAGUGGGGAAUGCCUACUGUGAGUGUCGCAGCGGUGUUCGGGAUGUUAGCUGCAGUGAUGGCCUCAAUUAUUGAGUCCGUGGGAGAUUACUAUGCCUGCGCGAGGUUAUCAGGAGCACUUCCUCCACCAAAGUACGCCAUCAACCGUGGAAUAGGAAUCGAAGGAAUUGGAUGUCUCUUGGCAGCAGCUUUUGGUUGUGGAAUCGGUACAACCUCGUAUAGUACAAACAUUGCAGUUAUUGGCAUCACUAAGGUUGGUAGCCUUCGUGUUAUUCAGUUUGGUGCUCUUAUCCUGAUGGCUUUUGGACUUCUCGGUAAAAUUGGUGCGUUGUUCGUCAGUAUUCCAGAUCCCAUCGUUGGUGGAGUUUUCUUGGUCCUGUUUGGAAUGAUUUCCGCUGUUGGGAUCUCCAACUUACAGUUUGUUGACAUGAAUUCCUCCAGAAACUUGUUUGUUUUUGGAUUCGCCAUUGUUUUUGGAUUGGCUCUGCCGCAUUACAUGGCCAUGCAUCCUGGUGCCGUACAAACAGGUGUGCCAGAGAUCGACCAGAUCAUCACCGUGCUGUUGAGCACUAGCAUGGCAGUUGGGGGUUUAGUCGGGCUGAUUUUGGACAACACCAUCCAGGGAACCAUUGAGGAACGCGGGCUCAAGGCAUGGAGGCAACAUCUGUCAGAUGACAGUGAUGAGUUUCAAACAGCUUCAAUUAAAGUCUAUGAUCUGCCGUUUGGUCUCAAUCGUAUCAGUAACUACAAGGUGGCUAAGUAUUUGCCCUUCUUGCCGUACAACGACGAAGAUAGCUCGCCAGCAGCUGAUGAGAAGCUGAGGAACAUUCAUUCUAAACUGUAAAAUGAUACUUUGACAGUCUACAU
Orbicella faveolata is the source of this 1765-nucleotide messenger RNA. RefSeq names its product solute carrier family 23 member 2-like. NCBI's taxonomy places the organism in Eukaryota, Metazoa, Cnidaria, Anthozoa, Scleractinia, Merulinidae. Gene Ontology annotation, molecular function: transmembrane transporter activity. The record is from RefSeq and is a predicted model, not a curated record. Gene Ontology annotation, cellular component: membrane. Gene Ontology annotation, biological process: transmembrane transport.